AUGCCGCAAUUGACGCUGUUUGACCUUGCGCACCCUCCUUACAAUGUGCCUAAGCCUCGAGACGGGAAGCGAGAGUAUCUUCCGGGGGCUUUUUCUUGGCCUCCCAAUAAACGCUUCCGCCAACUCACUUUAGAGUUAUCCCUCACUGGAUUCAGGCCCUCCACACGCCCUUCGCCUUUGAACCUCAUGGACUUGCCGCAGGAACUUCUCGACCAGAUUUACGAGGAGUACUUUACGCACCCAGGGGGCUAUCGCGUCUGCUUUGACACCACCGAACCUGAGACCCAGUGUGUCAUCGGAUCCGACGGGAAGAAGAUCGAUCUUUCUCUACGCUUGGUAUCAGUAAGACUGGCAAAGGACACUAAGGGACUCGCUUUCAAAUACAACGCACUUCACUUCUCUCCAGAGCCGGAAGUACUACAUCCGGCGCGAGUCGACACGUUGGACACCAAGCAGUUCGGGCUCUACAUGGAUCUUCGAACUUUCCUCGACGAGCAAAUACUCCACGCCUCGCGCCGCCUACUUACUCCAAUCCUAAUUGAUGAGAUCACGUACGACUUUCCUCAAUACCGCGGAGCGUUGAAUGACUUGAUCGCCAACGAACGCCGUGUGGACAUGUUUCACGGAUGCAAAGGUGACCCAAUGUCUAUAAGGCGGGCAUUUGUACUCCAUGCUCUGGAUAUCCUCCACAAGCUACCACACUUCACUGAGACAGUUCGCGCCGCCCCAUCCUGGAAUUUGCAACCUCUACUCCGGCCGGCUCAAAUUAUACGCCCUGUACCGGUCGCCUUCUGGAAAUAUCCACCACGUUAUAUUGACGACGAUGUAGCUGAUCGCCUACAACAGUAUAAAGCUAUUCAUUUGGAGAGGCGUGCGCACAUAGAAUUGAUAGGCAACCUUUCCGCCGCUGCACUGGCAAUUCGAUUCUUGCAGCGAUUGCCGAGCGAGACGAUGUCGCAAAUACGCAACGUGCACCUGAACGAGGACAAACCUUCGAUCUCGUAUCCAGAAACGCACGCUCAGGGUCUAAGACCUCUUCUCGAACAUUACCCCAAGCUUCAUGUCCAUCGAAAAGUCUCUAUAGACUCAGCGAUACUUGAUUCCAUCGACUCAGUAGCUCGACGCGAUUACAGGGGCGAAGGCCGCUUGGCAGACAAAUGGAGGAUCCACGCGCCAUACAUCGUCAACAAUAAGGGAGCUAGCUGGAUGACCUCCACUAUCUGGCCAUGGAUCAGCGAGGUUCUGGCGUUCUCGGCUACAUCCAAAUCGUCAUCACAAUUCACCUUCGAGUUUGUGCACGGCACACCCAACACGAUGGAACCAUGUAGGUUCUUCGAGUUCGUGCAGCGAGAUCUGGCCUGGCAAGGCGCUCGCCGUAUCGCCUACCAGAAAGACAUGGCGAAUGGCAUACCAGCCUCUGAAACGCAUCAUACACGCUACCUUUGGCCUCACUACGAGAUGAUUCGUUCUGCGGUUCAAGACAUCAUCGACAAAUCGUCCCCAGUCAAGUGCAACUUCGAAACUCGACCUGUGUACAGCUCAGCAUCACUGUUCACUUCGAACGGUAAGUUGAGAAAAGCAAGGUGGCGUAAGCGCAUCGUAAGCGCCCAAGAAUGGAGGCCGAUAGUGCUGCUAGGGGGGCCGCGCACUCCACCGACUCCCCUUGCUGAGACGUACGAAGCGCUCAGCAAACAGGAAGCUGAUCUCCACUUCCACGAGUAG
This is a messenger RNA of Alternaria novae-zelandiae, 1722 nucleotides long. RefSeq lists its product as uncharacterized. The transcript has a single exon. NCBI's taxonomy places the organism in Eukaryota, Fungi, Ascomycota, Dothideomycetes, Pleosporales, Pleosporaceae. Bases 1 to 1722 code for a protein of 573 amino acids. The record is from RefSeq and is a predicted model, not a curated record.